Messenger RNA from Myotis myotis, 2981 nucleotides. RefSeq names its product olfactory receptor 7D2. Gene Ontology annotation, molecular function: G protein-coupled receptor activity; olfactory receptor activity. The record is from RefSeq and is a predicted model, not a curated record. NCBI's taxonomy places the organism in Eukaryota, Metazoa, Chordata, Mammalia, Chiroptera, Vespertilionidae. Gene Ontology annotation, cellular component: membrane. The transcript has a single exon. Gene Ontology annotation, biological process: G protein-coupled receptor signaling pathway. Bases 1583 to 2590 code for a protein of 335 amino acids.
CAUGGGCAUUUGCCCUGAAUGGGAAUCGAACUGUGACCUCCUGGUUCAUAGAUCGAUGCUCAACCACUGAGCCAUGCCAUCUGAGCAGGAACAGAUAUUAAUAAAAUAAUUUCAUAAGUAAAUGCAAAAACACAACAAUGACUUAGACAAUGAAGAAGACUCUAGGAGGCUAUAAAAGCAUGAACUAGGGGGACUGCACUUGCUGGGCAGGGAGGGUUCAGGAAGGCUUCUUUGAGGAAGUGAUAUUCCAGAUAAGAGAUAAGGAUAAGAAUUAUCACAGGAAGACAAAGGCAUGGAGGAGCACCCAGCUGGGAGGGCAGUACUUACACAAGCAUGGCUGGGGAUGUUUAGGAUUCCUAGGAAGGCAAAAGUGUUAGAACUGCAAGAGUGAAAGGCUAGUGUUGUGCUUAAGAUUGGGAGCUUGGAAGGAAUCCACAUGCACUAGCAAACCUGGAAAGGGUGUCAAAAGAAAGAAAAGUCAUAGACACUGAGGCAAAAGUCUUCAGCUGAAAGUACCCUUCAGAGCAUAUUUGUGUUUGCUCCUGCCUGGGGCCAAGGUAUGUGCCAUCAGGACCACUGAGACUGCAUUCCUCUUGCUGAGGUCCUAGGUGAGUGUGAGUGUGGGCUCUAAACCUGGGAGUGGCCACCUCGGCUACAGUAAUUUUUGAAGCCUGACUCUGACAUUUCUUGGAUGGAUUUUCUUUCUUUUUUCUACCCAGUACUAUUGGGCAUUGUGUGAAAGUGUUUUUAACUUUUAAUUUUUACAUUAUUUCAGGUUUGAAGAAAAGUUGAAAGAAUAGUUCCUACGUAUAUCCUUUGCUGGAUCCCCCAAAUGUUAACAUUUUUACCACCUUAACUUUUAUCUUUAUCCUGUUUUCUCUGUCUUCCUUCUGUGUGCAUGUGUUUUUUUCCAAACCAUUUGAGAAUAAGUUGCACCUCUAAAUCGUUGGUAUUCCCUAAAAACAAGGACAUUUUCCUCACACAACCUCAGUACAAUGAUCCAAAUCAAGAAAUUAAAAAUUAACAUUGAUAUAAUACUGUUAUUAAAGUUACAGACAUCAGUCCUAUUUGGACAAUUAUCCUAAUAAUGUGAUCUAUAGCAAAAGAAAAUCCAAGAUCACACGUUACAUUUGGUUAACAUCUCUUUAGACACUUUUCAUCCAGAGCAGCUCCUAGACUUUUUUUGAAUUUGAAUGCCCCUCUUUUUGGCUUUGUCUGAUGCUCCUGAACCUGAAGAUUGAAGUCCUGUAUCUUUGGCAAAAGUCCCACAAUAGUCGCAUUGAGUCCUUUCUAGUGCCUCCUACCAGGAGGUACAUGAUGUUGAUUUGUCCCAUUUUGAAGCUUCAUGACCAUCUGACAGGGUUGUUAUAAAAUGGAUACUUAAGAUAGGUGGUCAGGAAUUCUAUUCGGUAGGAUUCCCUCUUGGUUUCAUUGUUAUAAAAUGGAUACUGAAGAUGAGCGGGUGGGACAAGAGACUCCAUCUUUUAGGAUUCCAUUUAUAAGUGAAUAGAGACCCGACUCUUAGAUAAAAUGACAGUCUUUAUCAAUAACUUGCGUGAAAGGCAUCGUCAACAUUUCUGGUAUGUGGAGGGUGCCAGUUUGUGCUAAUUCAUGUUGUUCUGGUAUCUUCCUUCAUAGAUAUAUCAGCCACAUGAAAGCAGGAAACAAAACAGGAAUUUUAGUGUUCACCCUCCUUGGACUCUCUGAGGAUCCAGAACUGCAGCCCCUCAUCUUUGGACUGUUCCUCUCCAUGUACGUGGUUACUGUGCUUGGGAACUUGCUCAUCAUCCUAAUCAUCAGCUUUGACUCCCACCUCCACACCCCCAUGUACUUCUUCCUUUCCAACCUGUCCUUGGUUGACAUCUGCUUCAGCACCACCAUAGUCCCCAAUAUGCUGGUGAGCAUCCAGACAGAGAACAAAGCCACUUCCUACAUGAACUGCCUCACUCAGGUGUAUUUUUCCAUGUUUUUUCCUAUCCUGGACACUCUACUCCUGACCACGAUGGCCUACGACCGGUAUAUGGCCAUCUGUCAGCCCCUGCACUACAUGGUCAUCAUGAACCCUCGUCUCUGUGGCUUGCUAGUUUUUAUUACUUGGUUCAUUGGUGUCAUGACAUCCCUCCUCCAUAUCUCUCUGAUGAUGCAUCUGAAUUUCUGUAGGGAUCUUGAAAUUCCACAUUUCUUCUGUGAGGUGACACAGAUCCUCAAGUUGGCCUGCUCUGAUACCUUCCUGAAUAGCAUACUGUUAUACUUUAUGACUGGUGUGCUGGGUGUGUUCCCCCUUUUGGGGAUCCUGUUCUCCUACUCAAGAAUUACUUCAGCCAUAAGGAAGAUGUCCUCAUUGCAGGGAAGGCAAAAAGCAUUUGCCACCUGUGGGUCUCAUCUCUCAGUCGUUUCUUUAUUUUAUGCGACAGGCAUUGGGGUCUACUUCACUUCCUCGAUGACUCACUCUUCCCAGGAAGUCUCAGUGGCCUCAGUGAUGUACACUGUGGUCACCCCUAUGCUGAACCCCUUCAUCUACAGCUUGAGAAACAAGGAUGUAAAGGGCGCCCUGGGAAGGCUUCUUAGCAGAGCAGUCUCUUGUCUGUGAUAAAUCUAUUGGUCCUGGGACUGAGAAGGUUUGUGAGUACCAGUGGCAAACACUUUUAUUCCGAAGUUCUUACACUUGAAUAUCUCAAAGGAUCUUAUUCUUUUAUCCAGUUCUUAAGGACCUAUGAAUUUGCUCUCUCUCAGUUUUUUACACACAUUUAAACAACUAAUCUCUGAGUAAUUUCUUUGAUGACUUUUUUGUCCUAUUGGUUGUCCAAAAAUUAUGUCUUUGGUCUUAUUCCUUACCUUCACACUCGUGAGUUCUAAACUUGGAUUUAAGGCAUUUACUAUAUCUUUGUUAUCUCAAAUGUUGGCCUAGAGAGUUUAAAGUGAUUGUUCACUUUAAUUUAUUUCUAUGUGUUUGAUUGUGAAUUGUGUUAUUUGUAUGUAUC